Lathyrus sativus (Indian pea) is the source of this 1989-nucleotide messenger RNA. The record is from the annotation of a GenBank genome assembly. NCBI's taxonomy places the organism in Eukaryota, Viridiplantae, Streptophyta, Magnoliopsida, Fabales, Fabaceae.
AUGGCUGACAUAGUGCAAUACAAGUUGGAGCGCAUGGUCGACGAGCUCGAAGAUCUCGAGCAACGCGGCAUAUUCACCCACCAAGAAAUCGCCGAGAUCGUCAAACAGCGGCGAAAAUUCGAGUACAGGUUAAAGAGACCGUCUCCCCUGAAGGAGGAUUUCGUGGCGUACAUCGAGUAUGAGACACAGCUCGACGCCCUCCGCAGUCUCCGCAAGAAAUCGGUGACGCGUGAGUUGAAGAAACAAGGGAACAAGAAUUUGAGAAAAUCGAAGUCCGAUUUGGCUGGAUUGAUUCGGAUUAUUGAUAUCUAUGAACUCGCUUUGAAGCGUUAUAAGGGUGAUAUUGAUCUCUGGUUUCGUUAUCUUGAGUUUUGUAAGCUCAGGAAAAAUGGCAGAAUGAAGAAGGCACUUGCAAAACUUGUUAGGUUGCACCCGAAGGUUGCAGGGGUUUGGUUAUAUGCUGCAGCUUGGGAGUUUGAUCAAAACUCAAAUGUUGUGGCUGCUCGUGCUUUAAUGCAGGAAGGUCUGAGAUUUUGUCCAACAUCAGAGGACCUUUGGGUGGAGUAUCUUCGGAUGGAGCUUACGUACCUUAACAAGUUAAAGGCUAGGAAGGUUGCUUUGGGUGAGGAUAAGGGAACACUGACUCGUGAUCCUAGAACUGAUGAUGAAAAGCAAUGGAAAGAUGAAAACAAAGAGUUAUUUAUGACCCUUGAUGAAAAAGACGAUAAAAAUGGAGAAAAUCUUGUACCAGAGGAUAACAAUGGAGAAAAUGUUGAACCAGAUGAAUCUCAGAUGAAUCAGGAACUAUUUGCUGACCAUGGUAUGAACAUUUUCCGAACUGUCUAUGGUGGAGCAAUUGAAGCUGUUCCUUCGAGUCUUAAUCUUAGGAAGAGAUUUUUAGAAAUAUUGGAGGGAACAAACUUGUCGCAUUAUGAAGAUAUGUGCAAAGAGGUACUGUAUGACAUGAAGAGGGAUUUUUCAACUGAACCAGAAUUUUGGGACUGGCUUGCGAGGCAAGAAUGCAAUCCUGAAGCUGUGCUUGAGAAUGGACAAGAAAUUAAAAUUCCUCAUGUGGAAAAAGCAAUUCAGGUUUAUGAGGAGGCUUUGAUGAGUGUGCCUUCUGGAACCAUGUUUAGUUUAUAUGCAAGUUUUCUAACAGAUAUUAUAGCUCCUAAAGAUGAAGGAAGUGAUAUAACCGGGUUAUCGAGUCAUGCUGAAAACUUUUUACCACAUCUCCUCUCAGUAUAUGAAAGGGCUGAAAGCAUGGGAAUCAUUAAUGAAUAUCUUGCUUGCAAGUACGUCACCCUAUAUUUGCAAAUGAGAAAAUUAGUUGAGGCCAGAAAACUGGUAAUAAAGCUCUGCAGUGGAAAACUUGCAGAAUCAGUGCAGUUAUGGGAAUUAAGGAUAGCUAUAGAAAUUUCGUGCAUCACACGGAGUUCUUUGUUGCCCUGUGAUACUGAUUUGUUAUACCUUUUUGAACUCCUUAGACAAAUUUUAACCAAAGUCCCUGUUUCAAAAUCAGAGAACUUGUGGCAGAAGGCCUUUAAGUUCUAUGCAAGUAAAAGGCGAUACUUUGAUAAACUGGUGGAGAUUUCUUUUCUUCCUUUGGCCAGAGAUGGUGGUAGUGAAAGCGGAUUUUCCCUUUCCUCUACGAUUGUAGGUUUCAUACUUCAAAAAGAUGGAAUUCACAAGGCCAGAGAUAUCUAUAAAAGAUUUCUAGCUUUACCACAUCCCGGCCUUGCAUUAUAUAGGAAGUGUAUUGAGCUGGAAACAGACCUUGCUUCAAAAGGAGAUAAAGACAGUCUCACAAAUGCCAGGAAAUUAUACGAAUCUGCACUUGCAACUUAUGACCAAAAUGUUAGCUUGUGGCAAGAUUACUAUCGCAUGGAGGCCAAGAUGGGAACAUCACAAAAAGCUACUGCUGUCUAUUGGAGUGCAAUGAAAACACUUAAAGAUUCUAGUGAAUUUACUGCCUCUCUAGAUUUGUGA